CCCGGUGUCCCUGGCGCUGCCCCGGUGCUGCCCCGGUGUGCCUGGAGCCGCCCCGGUGUCCCUGGCGCUGCCCCGGUGCCGCCCCGCAGGAUGUACCGCAAGGAGAAGAGCAUCCAGCUGAAGAGCAGCAGCGCAGCGCUGUACAACAACCUCAGCGUGCUGCGCCCGCCCGGCCGGCAGCUCGCCUGCUUCAGCGCCGUGCACGGCCCCAGCCUGAGCGUGGUCAGCGCCGAUGGGGUCGGCUUCUCCCACCGCCAGCUGCAGGCGAAGGAGGGUGGGAUGGCCGUCAGCACCUCCGUCCUCACCCAGGCCGCGUGGUGCGUCCUGCCGUCGCGGGUCCUGCUGGUGCUGACUUCUCAGAAAGGGAUCCAGAUGUACGAGUCCGAUGGCUCCAUCAUGGUUUAUUGGCACGCGCUGGAUGUCGCAGAGCAUCCUCCAGCACAAGCAGUGUUUGCUCGAGGGAUCGCUGCAGCUGGCGGACGCUUCAUCUGUGUGGGGACGUCCUCUGGGCUGGUGCUGGUGUUUGACAUCCCCCCCAAAGGGACGAACAUCACGGUGAGCGAGGUUCUGGAGCAGCACCACGACGCCAUCACCGACAUCUCGGCAGAGUUGGGCCAGGCUCCGGAUGGGGCUGGUGACCUGGUGACCGCCGAUGACGCUGGGGCCCUCUGCAUCUGGAGCACGGGAGAGGAGUUCACCCUGCUCAGCAAAAUCCCGGCCUUUGGCUGCUGCUGUGCCUCCGUGAAGCUGUGGAACGGGAUCGUGGCUGCUGGCUACGGAAACGGGCAGAUUCGGCUGUACGAGGCGGCGACCGGCCUCCUGCGUGCCGAGGUCAACGCUCACGCUCGAUGGAUCUACGCCCUGGACCUGGCACCGCAGACAGGAAAGCUGCUGUCGGGCGCAGAGGACUCCUUUGUUCACGUCUGGAAGCUCAGCAGGAACCCGGACACCGACAAUGUCGAGAUCGAGCACUGCCAUGCUGAGUGUGUGACUGACACCCAGGUCUGCGGUGCCCGCUUCUGUGACCCCGAGGGAAACUCCUUCGCCGUCACCGGCUACGACCUGAGCGAGAUCUACUGCUAUGGCCGGGCGUAGGCUGCGAGCUGCGGGGUCUGUCCAGGGCAGCACUGGGGCCACGCAGGGAGAGCUGGGCUACCCCAGCACCGCGGUGCAUCAGCACCAAGGCACCGUAAGCAAAGGGGGUUCAGCACAGACCCCCGACUUCUGCUCUGUGGGGCCUGGGCAGUGGCGGUACAGGGCUGUGCCCCCAGCAGGGUGGUAGAAAUCUGUGGGAAGGUGGAGCUGAGCCAGGAUCCCCCUCGCUCCCAAAGCAAAACUGCCCUCAGCGUGGUGUGUCCAGGCGCAAGGAACAUGGGCUUGGAGCUGCUCUGGCUACGCAGGACCCUGAGCGGGUCCCUGGGCCAGGUGCUCUCCUCCUGCCUGCCCCCCCCAGCCUUCCUAGAGGGAAGGAGGCAGCAUGGCUGGGAGCAGAACCGGCUCCCUUCUUCCCAGCAGCAGCUCUCAUUCAGAUGGGAGAGGAUCCAGGGCAAACCUGUGUUACAUGCUGCUCCAGCCGGGAGAGCCUCAGGAGCUGGUCCCAGACAGGGCGGUGGUGCUUCGUGGGUGCAGCACCCGUGGGGCCACCCUUCCCUGGGGCAGCACGGUUACCUGAGAGGAGGAGAGGAGCCUCUUCUGCCUGGGGUGCCGUGGGGACCCGUGGGUCCCUGUGGGACCUUGCAUUCCAGCGGCUGCUGGCCAGAUGUGUGGGGCCGCAGCUGUGCUCUUGGGCUGGAAAAGGCAGAUGCAGCUGCACCGCAGUCCCUGCCAGGACACCCCAGGGACAGUCCCGCGGGUCCCCGCCAGCGGAGCCACCAUACUGUCCCCCUGUUCUUGCCCCCCACCCCCCCCAGCUGGCUUUGGCCCUACCUCUUGCCCCAACCAGGCUGUGCUGGAAGCAGGGGGGCAGAUGCUGUGCUCAGACUGCUCUGCCUCA
Molecule: messenger RNA, 1993 nt
Organism: Haliaeetus leucocephalus (bald eagle)
Lineage: Eukaryota; Metazoa; Chordata; Aves; Accipitriformes; Accipitridae
Gene: WDR54
Product: WD repeat domain 54
Exons: 9
Coding region: 91-1095 (334 amino acids)
Biological process (GO): cilium assembly; cilium-dependent cell motility; sperm axoneme assembly
Molecular function (GO): protein binding
Source: RefSeq, a predicted model, not a curated record